AUGGCCUUUUAUAACCAAUAUAGAGAUGUUAGGUACAUAUGGAAAACCAUAUUGGCAUUUGGAUCUACAGCAAUGGCUUUUUAUAACCAAUAUAGACAUGACAUGGUUGCUGUUUCAGGUGAGACGACUGGCUAUCCAGUUAUACCACUUAUUAAAAGAAGAAUGAUGGCUGAUCCUGUUGGAAGACAAAUUCUAAGUGAGAAGCCUCGAAUUAAUACAAGGACCAUAGAUAUGGACUACUUAAGAUCACUUCCUGAAGGAUUAUUUGGAAGAGAUUAUGCAGAUUACAUGGAUAAACAUAAAAUCAGUGCUGAUACCCGAAUGCCGGUUAAAUUCAUAGACAAUAUAGAGGAUGCCUAUGUUAUACAGCGAUAUCGCGAAGUACACGAUUUUUGUCAUUCAUUUCUUGGUAUGCCAACAAACUUCAAAGGCGAAGUUGUUGUGAAGUGGUUCGAGUGGAUUCAAACCGGUUUGCCGAUGUGUGGAUUUGCGGCUGCCUUAGCACCAAUAAAGCUGCCCCUGAGCAAGAGGAUUGACCUGACAAGAGACUAUAUAGUAUGGACAAUCAAGACUGCCCUCAAUGCCAAGUUUUACAUGAAUAUUUAUUUUGAGAAGCAUUUUGAGCAGCCAUUGGAUGAGUUCCGACAAGAACUAGGAAUUGGAACGCCACCUGAAAUGACGUGA
This is a messenger RNA of Saccoglossus kowalevskii, 684 nucleotides long. Its product is annotated as ubiquinone biosynthesis protein COQ4 homolog, mitochondrial-like. The record is from RefSeq and is a predicted model, not a curated record. NCBI's taxonomy places the organism in Eukaryota, Metazoa, Hemichordata, Enteropneusta, Harrimaniidae. Gene Ontology annotation, biological process: ubiquinone biosynthetic process. Gene Ontology annotation, cellular component: mitochondrial inner membrane; mitochondrion.